AUGUCACGUGCCACGUGUUCAGACGAGAAAAUCCACUUCCGGGUACUGUCUGAAGGCCCCGGCGGGUGCGAGGAGCCCUACAGCAGGAGUCACCACCGAGCCAGAGGCGCGUCCUCCUCCCUCUUCCACAUCGGGCGUCGCAGUGGCGCCCUCGCCACCACGGCGCCCCUCGAUUAUGAGGCCCACGCACAGUACGCCGUGCGCGUGUCGGCGAGCAGCAGCAUCGGCAGCGCCGUGACCUGCGUCAUCGUCAAGGUCCUCGAUGACAACGACUUCCCUCCAGUCUUCGUCAGGUCAUAUUACGAGACACAAAUAACAGAAGAGGAUGACAGAAACCUGCCAAAGCCAAUCCUUCAGGUGGAAGCUGAGGAUGGCGAUGCUGGACGAUGGGGCAUUCUAACGUACAGCAUAGCGGGGGACGGUGUUCCCUCUAACAGUCCCCACGAUCCUCUCAACCCCAGUAGACAGUCAUCUGAUAUUACUUCAAACACAAGCGUAUCUUCGAACAGGGAAGCCCUACUCUCACCUGCAAGCAAUGCUAGCAACAAAAUUAUGAUGAGUUACUCAUACCCUGAAGAUUACUUUGACACCAAAGGUUACACUGAUUUUAUGGGCACCACAAUCCCUCUGGGUUCAUCUGAUAAAGUUAGGUACUCGGACCCGAUACGUGACUCUGAUCGUGCGAGCAGCCUGCACGGUUUGAGAAGCUACAGCCCGACGCGAGGCUCGACGCUCGACACGCUGGCGCUGCUGGAGUCGCCCGUGUACCGCUCACGCAAGCCCGACUACUCGGUCCUACCUUCCUUCACUGUACACCCGCGCUCCGGGGUCGUCUACGUAAUGAAGCCGCUGGAUCGGGACGGGCCACUGGGGUCGUCCCGCUGGCAGUUACGGGUGACAGCGAGCGACGGCGGCCGUCAAGCACACACCCGUCUGCUCAUCAACCUCAAGGACGUCAACGACAACCCACCCGUUUUCCCGUCACGUGUCGUGCACGCCGCCGUGCCUGAGAACUCUCCGCAAGGCACGGCGAUCGUGACGGUUACAGCGCACGAUGCUGACGAGCCACUGGAGGGCCCCGCACCACAAUUGGUGUACACGCUGCAGAAGAACGUCAUCGAAGAGACGUCGGGCCGAGCCAUCUUCACGGUAGAGAGAGACUCGGGCAAAAUCAGCACGGCCGUGUGUUGUCUGGACCGUGAGCGCACCGGCACCUACACCCUCCUGCUCGCUGCCACAGACGCCGGCGGGCUACAGGGAAGUUGCACGGUGGUGGUCGAGGUACGUGACGUGAACGACGUGCCUCCUCAGUGGGCACGUCGCGAGUGGGCCGUGUGGGCAGUAGAGGGCCAGCCCGCUUCUGCCGUCCUCGCCACCCUCCCCGUCAAUGACCCUGACCGAGCCAACGAGCUCGCCUUCAGGGUUGUACCAGACUCAGGGCCUGGGUGGCAGCUAGCGCAGUUGACGCCUCAGGUGGAGGGCGCGAUGCUCGGGGGGAGGAGGGCGGCGGUUCUGAGAGUGCGCGAGCCUCUGGACUACGAAAACCCGCGGCACCGCGCAGGCAUCAGCUUCAGGGUACAGGUCACGGACCAGGUGAGCCUGCCUUGUGUUUCAGCCAGCCUGCUGUACCAGGGCUCGUCGGGCUGGAGUGACCACGAGCGCGUUGGUGAGGCUCGCGUCAUCCUGCGCGUGCUGGACGCCAACGACAACGCGCCGGUGUUCGUACGGCAGCCUCCCCACACGGUCACCGUCAGGGAGGACCUCCCCGUGGGCAGCGUCGUCGCCACCCUGCCUGCUGCAGACCUCGACGCUGGGUCCGGAGGCCUCAUCAGCUACGGCGUCACUGCAGAGGGCAAUCUCGGCGGGACCUUCGCCGUCGACACGCAAGGCACCGUACGCACGGCGCGCCUGCUGGACCGCGAGACACUGGCCACCUUCCGCCUCCUGGUGGUGGCCUGGGACAGCGGCACCCCUCCCCUCACCACCACCAGCACCGUCACUGUGUCAGUAGAAGAUGUGAACGACAACCCGCCGUUCCUCGUGAGCCCCUCCAUCGUCUCCAUUGCUGUGACUGACUUGAAAGAACGAGAAAAAGAUCCAGCGGCUGCCUCCACCACGGCAUCUGAUAUUCAAAUGCCAUUUGCACCAGACGUUGACUGGGAAAAGCUAUUGAAGAACGUUCAAAAUAUCGGAGGAGAUUUUUCUCAUCUAAACGAAAAAUACCUCGCUUCUUUCACGAGCACGCCAGAACUAAAACGUGAACAAGAACCUGAGCUGAGCAGUAUAAACGAAGCAGAAAAAACCACGACAUUGCUGAGCUCGGCAUCUCCUCUACAAACAGACAGAGGGACACCAAAAUUUCCUGUUGGUGAGAUCAAAAACAACAGGUUGCUCCUAAAUUUGACUUUUGGUGACUUGGACGAGUGGGCAGUGGGAAAUGGACCUCCUUUUUCUGUGAUGUUGGAUCCAGCAGCGAUGGAAGACCUGCGCGGCAUUGCUAACGUCUCUUUUGCGGACGGUUAUGUUCCGUACAGCAGUGCAGCGAUGCAGUCUGACCCUCCAAGCAGUGCUGCCGGCAAGGUGGUGGUCGUACCCACGACGGUACAGCUGAUGAGGGACUGGGAGCAGCAGACAGGCGUGCUGCUGCUGCCUGUCGUCGUCAGCGACGCAGCUCCUGUCCCUCAGUCAGCUACUGUCACCCUGACGCUGGCUCCACAGAGAACCCCCACCUACCUCAACCGUACCAUCGUGCUGACACUCAUCAAGGACAGCCCCCAGGAGCAGGAGAGGUGUGACCUGGGCCUGGUGCUGGGAGAUGCGACACCCGCCUUCGGGGUGUACCACUGGGCGGCCCCCCAUCCCUUCCUCUACCUUGAUCCGCACACCGGGGCCUUGUACCUACUGCAGGGGGCACAGAUGCUUACGUUGUCAGGUACGCUGGUAGUGCAGGAGGCAAGUGCAGGAGCAACGGUGCAGGUGGGGAUCACAGUGCAGGUGCGCAGGCUGCAUGUUGGAGACCUGCAAGCAAUGAUCCCCUUGGACAUCGCGGCUCCCCCGAGAAGCCUCUUCUCUACCGCCUCCCUCAACGAGCCGCUGACUGCCUUGCGGAAGCUGACGGCGUCCAUUCAAACCCUGCCGCAAAACUUCGAUGAUCUGGAGCGUCUUAUUGACAGCGGAAACAAAGAAAGAAUUAGCAACGGCGAACAGAGCAGCAAUAAUAGCAGAAAAACAAAUUUGAAAACUACUGUAGACAUCAGUGGACGAGGCGUCAAAGGUAGCAAAAAGAGCGGCAACAGUAGCAGCCGCGGCAACAGUAGUAGCAGCAGCAGCAAUAUCAGCAACUCCGCACAUCUCAGGACAAUUGAGAGCGGUACAGAAGACGUCUGGUAUGAGCAAAAUGUCGUACUCGUCAGCGUCGAACAUUUACUGGACGACCUCGAGACGAAAGACCAACCAAAAACCGCAGAUAAAACCAGACUAUGGCUCGCGUCUGACAGUAAAUUUCUGAAGCUCGGAGUGAUGCUUCACGACAGAAGAAAAGUGCUGUCAUCCGUGCUACGUGCGUCAGUGACGGGUGUAGGCAUGUCAGAAGUUGGCGGGUGUAGCCGCGACGUAGGAGGUUGCGCGUGCUGCUGCAACAGCCACGUAACACUCGACGGUCACGUCUACACAGACGUGUCAGCCGCAGCAACAUUGGUCAGCCCUAGGUUCGUGAUCACGUCUUACUGUGGCUGUCAGCCAGACGUUGCUCCCGCUAAUGCUGCCAAUCAAGCGAAAAAGCAUCCUGCCCGAGGGGAAAAAGUUGCCGGAACAUCAGAAAGUUUUAAAGACCACGAUGCCUCGAACGAUCAGCGAGAAGUGACAGCGCACAGAGGAUCCAAAGAAUCAUUUGAGGUUAGCGGCGCUCCACCAGCUGCGUUCCCGGUGAUUGGAAACCCAAGACCUUCGUGCGAGGCCAAUUUCUGCCUCAACGGCGGCAGGUGUUUGGCCGUCCCGCAGCGUCAACCGAGAUGUAUUUGCCCUUCUUACACGUAUGGAUCUCACUGCAAGAUCCUGCAACGGCAGUUUCUGUCGCCCCUGAAAGAUCUUCACGGGGCCACUCGAUCCAAUGACAGAUCUCAAGACAAAAGCUCUGGAACUUCUGGGGUAGCGUUCACUCAAACGAACAGCUCGUUCGGUGGCCACAUACAUAAAGGUUCAGCGGAGUGGAAGGAAUCCACGUUGCUGGUGUCAGCGCUGCCAAGUUGUUCAUCUCUGUUUAUUAGCUUUUACUUCAUCACUCACCACAGAUCUGGCCUUCUCCUCUUUGCUGGAGUGGAUGAGAAGUUUUUGGCUGUUCAGCUGCAACGAGAGAGUCUUCAGUUGCUACUGAAGUCACCAAAUAAACACAAGAUAAUUUCAACAAGUUUGAAAAGCCGAACUCCAUUGAAUACCGGCGUGUUGCAUCGCGUAGAUUUCUGGUGGAAAAAUGGAACGGCCACUCUGAUGCUGGAUCUGUGCCGGUCCAACGAGCAAGAGAUUCAGCAACCACUUCAAGAACUCCAGCAAAAUAGCUCUAAAUUGGACUCUUCAGCGCGCCUAGAAAUCAUAUCAACGCAUUUCCGACAGCCAUUGACGGACUCUGAUAGAGUCACUAAAACUUCAAAACGCAAAGAAUAUUUCCGGACUAAAACCGGCUCAGAUUUCAUCACAUCGUCUGAUGACCCAAAUAGAGCCGAUCUCGACGAAAAUGCUGAAUUAGAUAUAUUUUCUUCCGAGUGUAGAACAGACGUUCAUUUGGGGAUGGAAAACUCUCCCGUGAGAGCUGGAGCUCCAGUGCAGCUCGGAGGUAUUUCACUUGAUUUAUUCUCCGAUCGCAAUGACAAAAAAGAAAGGGAAAAAUUCCAUUCUGCUCAAGUCUUCAGAGGAUGCAUCGCCCAAGUGCGGGUCAACUCGGAGCUUCUAGAUUUGGGGGAGAGCGCAGUUGUGGGCUCUAGAACGACAGUGGGCUGUCAGUUAUCUGAUCGCUGCAGCAAUUCGAGCGUCACUUUACAACCGAACGAUUUUUACGACCAUACCGAAUCGAUGCACCGGCAUCCACACACGAGGCGACUAAUUCCGGUGCUCUUCUGGUCCAACUUUAACGCUUCUGACAAGUGCCAGUACUGCUCAGAAGUGCGAUCUUCUUGCUUGUCAGAUGAAUAUGGACACAAAUGCGCUCGGAAAGCGAAAAAGAAUAGUCUUGAAGAUUCAGUGUUCGCAUCCUGCCACUCUGAACCUCCACGUGACGGCUCGACUAUUCACAUAGGCCAACACAGCGCCCUUCACUACGCGUUGUCUUUCGCGCCGCCUACACAAUCCUCAUCUCUUUCGUUGAGCUUCAAGACGUUGUCAGCAGACGGUCAGCUGUUGUCCCUUACGUCGCGACACUCGCGCGACUCACUGAGCCUGUACAUGCGGGGAGGCCGACCGUGCGCUUCACUCUACCUCCACUCGUCCGGACACCUGGAGAGCGUGUGUCUCAAGCGCCCUCUGUAUGACGCGCGUUGGCAUCGCUUGAGGCUUAACAGACAUGGCAGAGUGCUGGAGCUUGCGGCUGACGACACGGAUGACGGUCUGUACGCUAUAAGACGCCCACCAGAUGCUGCUGACGCUCAUGACCGUGGCCGCUUGCAAGUGCACCAGCAAGAGGGAGUCGUGCUGGGCGGGCUGUCAUUGCUACAGGGAGUCUCAGGCACUCAAAAUGAGUACUUUGAAGGCUGCUUGCGCGAUGUGAUGUACGAGGGCCGUCGUCUGCCUCUGGGGGACGAGCGUUCGCGGUGGGCGGCCUUGACCGUAGAGCGCAACGUGACGGUCGGCUGUGCCGUGACGCUGCCGUGCAUUGACCAAACCGUGCCUAUCAGAGCGACCAGGAGUUCCAAACUUCACGUCGAGUCGAGGCUCGGGUCUAGUGGCUUGCUGGCCUCGCGAGACACAUUGCGCUCAUCGACCCAGCCGCUGCCGGACAGCAACAAAAACUUCCUGUCCUGCGACGCGCCCUUUGUCUGCGCCAACCACGGCAAUGAAGUCUUUUGCAGCUGCCCUGAAGGCCUGCAGGUGUCCAGGGAUGGCCUGCGCUGCCUGGAUGUGGACGAGUGCUUCUGGCGCCCUUGCCUGGCAGGGGGUACCUGCCACAACCUGCCGGGAGGUUUCAGAUGUGAAUGUCCCUCUGGCGCGCGGGGGCCGUACUGCGAGGAGGCGGCGGAGAUGGAAGGAGGCGUUCUGCUCCCUCCGCCAUCUCUGCUGCUGCUGGCGCUGGCGCUCUCGUCCGCUGCGGUGCUGCUCUGUGUGUUGGUCUUCGCUCUGUGUUUUGCUUGCCACAAAAGACGGGUCAAGUCGAGCGGUCGAGACCAGGAGCUGCCAUCAGCUGAUCUCGAGUUGCAGGAUCAUGGCGGCACUGACGCGUGCCUCCUCGCCACUGAUUUUGUCAACAUCGGUGGACCAAACUUACAAUUUGAAUUACAAACUGACAGACGGAAAGACGAUUACAGCAAACUUUGCAUUGGAGCCAAGCUAAAGACCAUUGCUUCUACUCUGGGCCGUAAUGCUGGUGAUGCUGCUGGUGAGGUCGGCUGUGCAGAUUGUGCUGAUGCAGUUAGUGUCCCUGCAGUCGCUAAUGCAGAAGCAAGUUUACGGUCUCCGACAGGAAGCGUGACUCGCGCGCCCCUGACAGAGGUCGCUAACGUCGCUCUUCCUCUCCAGGCGAUGGCUCUCGACGUCGGCUCGCUGCCACGACCAACGUCCCUUACAAAAAACGCGGCGAGCAACAAGCGGGUGUCGUGGGCGCGGGCCGAGAGUUCAGCUGCUGGCGACGGGGACCCGGCGACGUCUUCGGACCUCGCGGCGCUCGACAGCAGGAAAGUCUGCACAGAUUUUUGCUUCGACGGUGGAGGAAAAAGCUGCUGAAAUUAAAUAGCAAGAAACUUAAAAUCCAUUACUAAAUCCUCAAAGCGUAUAAUUAAUGUUUAUUAUUUGAUCAGGCAAUAACUGAUUGGGCUGUUUUCUAAACAUGUUAUCAACCGCAAUAUCACAACUGAACUCACAUAACGAUUAUAAUUUGUUUUAAUUUCUUUUGUAAGCUAGCUAUGAAUUUUGUUUUAAUUGUAAGAAAACGGAAAAUGUUAUCUUCUCUGUUCUAUGUACAAUUAUGUAUAGGUUCUAUAUGAAUAUGGAUAUGUUCUAUAUAAUUAUGUAGGUAAAUUUUGACGAAUAAACAAGUCAGGGAAAAUAUAAUAGUCGGCGAAAGAUUAUACAGAGCAUUGUCUGUAAAGGCUUGCUGAGCUCUCGUUCUUAAAAUUUGUAGUUUUAUCGGCACUUCUUUUGUGUAAAGUUUUGUAUGCAAUGUAAGUUUUUCAUUAGAUUCUAUUCUAUUCCAGUUAGUUUGAAUAUGUUUUGAAAUAAUUUUUUGAAAUUUUAAGUUAAUUUCAGAUAAAGCAACUCGAGAUUGCUUACGCUCUAAAGAAGCCCCAUAUUGUUCAGUCCUUUGUUGAUCAAUGUUUUUGGACGCGCCGAAGAAAUCGGAAAAGUGAAACGAAGCCUUUAACGGUAGGCUACAGCUCGCUUUGCUCUAGAAAUAUCGGUAAUUAAGGUAUUCUUAAUGUAAGUUUCACUCGAAUUUUCAAUUAACUCAUGAUUAUACCUUAUGCACUCUGUGGGUUGAAUUUAAUAAUUGAAAUUAAUUACUUCUGUUCAGAAUUACAGUGUAUUCGUCAGCACUCUAAAUUUAACGUGGCAUUGUUACUUUUUGUAUUCAUCCGCUAUAAUGACUUGAGCUUUCUUCACCUACAUGUUAUGAAUGUGAAUAAAAUUGGUUUACCAUCCUUCUUUACCAUUCCUAAAAUCGAUAU
Hyalella azteca is the source of this 7865-nucleotide messenger RNA. RefSeq names its product neural-cadherin. Bases 1 to 6924 code for a protein of 2307 amino acids. The record is from RefSeq and is a predicted model, not a curated record. Lineage: Eukaryota; Metazoa; Arthropoda; Malacostraca; Amphipoda; Hyalellidae. The transcript is spliced from 29 exons. Gene Ontology annotation, cellular component: plasma membrane; catenin complex. Gene Ontology annotation, biological process: homophilic cell-cell adhesion. Gene Ontology annotation, molecular function: calcium ion binding; cadherin binding.